AUGACAGAUUCACCUCAAAUAUUGAAUGAUCCGAUAGAUGACGAUAAAACGUCGUUUGAUAGUUUAUGCCACUGGAUAUUAAACGAAUUGAAUAAUGGGCAUGUGUUGGCAAUACAAGCAGUAAAAGAUCAUUAUCUAAACAUAAAGCAAAAUAAACGAGAAACAGUUACAGAAUACAUGAUGAGAACUACGACCCUGAAACAUCAAAUCGCAUCAAAAUUAGACAAUAUCAUAUUCUUUAAUGAAUCAUCUCAAGCCGGUACAUAUAUCGUGUUAAACGACGUUAAGUUUUAUGCAUUGAUCGUGUUGAACUCGUCACUUUCAACAGCCACAACAUGUAAACAAAAACCACAAAAAGACACCGCUUUAAUAUCAAAUGCUAAAAUAUUGUUUUCAUCAAUCCGUCUUCUACUUGAUACAUAUUCAAAAGCAUUUGAAACUUUUGAUCAAAUAAACAAAAAGCCAGAACAAUUACAACAUUUUAGUCCUGAUAUGUAUUGGUCACAUGUUCCAAUGCUAUUAAGAAACACAAGCAAAGGACGAAAUGGCAUCAGUGAACAAUUUAGUGCUCAAGGAAUUGACAAAUUCUGUCAAACGUUAGUGUUUCGAACGCUAAUUUAUUCGGCGAUUAACGAUAUAACAGAAAUCGAUACUGAUACAAACGAUGGGCAUAUUGAAUGCCAG
Didymodactylos carnosus is the source of this 684-nucleotide messenger RNA. The record is from the annotation of a GenBank genome assembly. Lineage: Eukaryota; Metazoa; Rotifera; Eurotatoria; Philodinida; Philodinidae.